This is a messenger RNA of Triticum aestivum (bread wheat), 1141 nucleotides long. RefSeq names its product ethylene-responsive transcription factor RAP2-13. Gene Ontology annotation, biological process: regulation of DNA-templated transcription. Lineage: Eukaryota; Viridiplantae; Streptophyta; Magnoliopsida; Poales; Poaceae. Gene Ontology annotation, molecular function: sequence-specific DNA binding; DNA-binding transcription factor activity. Gene Ontology annotation, cellular component: nucleus. The record is from RefSeq and is a predicted model, not a curated record.
CUCCUUCCCCCACGCUGCUUACAGUGGGUACCCGUACGGGGUGCAGGCACAGGCCCAGACCGAGCUCAGCUCGGCCCAGAUGCACUACAUCCAGGCACGCCUCCACCUCCAGCGCCAGACCGGCCAGCCGGGCCACCUCGGCCCGCGGCCCCAGCCCAUGAAGCCUGCUUCGGUGGCAGCGGCGACCCCGCCGCGGCCGCAGAAGCUCUACCGUGGCGUGCGGCAGCGCCACUGGGGCAAGUGGGUGGCGGAGAUCCGCCUCCCCCGCAACCGCACCCGCCUCUGGCUCGGCACCUUCGACACCGCCGAGGAGGCGGCCCUCGCCUACGACCAGGCAGCCUACCGCCUCCGCGGCGACGCAGCGCGCCUCAACUUCCCCGACAACGCUGCCUCCCGCGGCCCGCUCCAUGCCUCCGUUGACGCCAAGCUCCAGACCCUCUGCCAGAACAUCACCGCCUCCAAGAACGCCAAGAAGUCCGCCUCCGUCUCCGCGUCCACCGCCGCAGCCACGUCGUCCACCCCCACCAGCAACUGCUCCUCGCCGUCCUCCGACGAGGCGUCGUCCUCGCUGGAGUCCGCGGAGUCGUCACCGUCACCCGCCGCCACCACCGCAGCAGAGGUUCCAGAGAUGCAGCAGCUCGACUUCAGCGAGGCGCCAUGGGAUGAGGCAGCCUGCUUCGCCCUCACCAAGUACCCGUCGUACGAGAUCGACUGGGACUCGCUUCUCGCCGCCAAUUAGCACCCAGUUUGUGUUCGUCAGCUACUACUACUGUCUUUAGCGUGUCAUGAUGUUAGGUUAAUGGGUCGCCGCGAUGCAGAUGGCAUUUUAGACAUUCUGCACGGGCUUUUAGCGGAUUAGCUCUAAGUCUCUAAUCCUUGUUCAUUGUGUAGAUCUAUUAUUUGUUCUCUUGUGGUAGGGUUUGGUUAGUCCGUCCCGGAUGACUAUAAGCCGGCGUUUUUGUGCCCGGCGUCUCCGGUGGUCGGUCACUGGUCAGUGACUCCGGCCGGUGAAGUCUUGUGUCCAUGGUUCUAGCUAGGUGCUGUUCCUUCCGCUGCUCUGCAGAUUGUAACAGUGGGAGUCUUGUUAUGUAAAAUUAGCUCGUCAAAAAUCAUGUAAUGUGGAAUAUUAUUUUGUUGUUAA